UACGCCGAACAGCUGUUUCAAACUUGUUUUCCUCCAAAUUUCUAGUUUCUUCAGAUUCUUUUGGCCUUGAGCACUUUCACCGCCUCCCCAAACAAGACAAGACGACCCCCUUCAGACAUGCGCCAAGCGGAUCCGGCGCCCUCUGCCCGUACGCCCAUGAUUUUGCAGCUGAGGUGAAGAAGCGGCGGUUGGGUGAAGCAAGCAGUGCGCGUCCAAAAUUGCAAAGUGUAUAAUAUUCUUUUUGGCCUACAACAGUCGGUUAUGUAAAGCGCGUAAAGGCCCGCUAACUGCUCACAUAUCGUACUCUUAAAGCAAUUAAGUUUUCGUCAUGUUAAUGGUCGUGUGUUCCAGUUUAAGGCGUCCCGGGCACGUGGGCGCCGCAUCCGCCAUGCGGAACCUUAAUUGGCUCCUCAGCGAAGGAUAUAGACCGCCGAUCCAGGCAAUGGCCCGGCACUACGUCCAAGCUCCGGAGGCCCGGCCAGUGGCCGAUGAGCGGUAUUCGGCCAGCCAGCAGGAUCGGAAGGAUAUCGCCACGCAGACCGUGCGGAGCAGCAAGCUCAAGGACCUGUCGCCCCCUCAGUCGCAAGCGACACCACCCUCGCCCCCCCUGACGCCCCCGAUGUCCGACCGGAACGCUGAUCCCGCCCUGGAUGUGGCAACCGGCGUGGAGGUGCCCUACAACAUUGACUGGAUAUUCCCAAGGCUAAGAAAUCCCACGCGAUUCUGGUAUGUGGCCAGCCAAUUUGUGAUCUCCGCCGUUGGAAUCUUUAGCAAGAUCGUGCUGAUGUUCCUGAACAAAACCCGCGUCUACAACAAGGAACGACUGGUCAAGCUGAUUACUAAAAGGCCGCAAGGCGUUCCCCUGGUGACCGUGUCCAAUCACUACUCCUGCUUCGACGAUCCGGGACUGUGGGGCUGUCUGCCCCUCGGCAUCGUAUGCAACACCUACCAAAUCCGCUGGUCGAUGGCCGCACACGACAUCUGCUUCACCAACAAGCGGCACUCGCUCUUCUUCAUGUUUGGCAAGUGCAUACCUGUUGUGCGUGGCAUCGGUGUCUACCAGGAGGCCAUCAACCUGUGUAUCGAGAAGGCAGCUCUGGGCCACUGGAUCCACGUGUUUCCCGAAGGCAAGGUUAACAUGGAGAAGGAGGAGCUGCGGCUAAAGUGGGGCGUUGGAAGGAUCAUCUACGAGUCGCCCAAGGUCCCCAUCAUUCUGCCCUUGUGGCACCAGGGCAUGGAUGACCUGCUGCCCAAUGUGGAGCCCUAUGUGAUACAGCGGGGGAAGAAGGUCACCGUGAAUGUGGGUCAGCCGCUGGACCUCAACGAUUUUGUGAUGGACCUGAAGAAGCGUCAAGUGCCGGAGCCCACGGCGCGGAAGCUCAUCACAGACAAAAUUCAGGAAGCCUUUCAGGGCUUGCGAGCGGAGACCGAGAAAUUGCAUAGAGAACGCAACUAGCAAAUCAGCAUGGAAGAGCCUAGCGGCAGAUAUUUGUAAUAAUAUUUAUUUGUAUAGUAUUAAGCCUAAAAUGAACCCUAAAAAGCCUUUGCAAUCCAAUUAUUAUAAUUCUAUUUCCGUGUAUUAUGGUAAUUAUUCACGAUUUUAAGUGAGACAGUGUGCAUUAAUAGUGUAAAUAUACAGAUGAAAUUAAUCCGAUCAGAGGGAAUAAAAUGGCUGAUAAAAUAAAAAUGGA
Molecule: messenger RNA, 1691 nt
Organism: Drosophila rhopaloa
Lineage: Eukaryota; Metazoa; Arthropoda; Insecta; Diptera; Drosophilidae
Gene: Taz
Product: tafazzin
Exons: 5
Coding region: 329-1456 (375 amino acids)
Biological process (GO): inner mitochondrial membrane organization; cardiolipin acyl-chain remodeling
Cellular component (GO): mitochondrial membrane
Molecular function (GO): 1-acylglycerophosphocholine O-acyltransferase activity
Source: RefSeq, a predicted model, not a curated record